This is a messenger RNA of Pectinophora gossypiella (pink bollworm), 2813 nucleotides long. RefSeq names its product translation elongation factor 2 (gene eEF2). The coding region runs from base 109 to 2643 and encodes 844 amino acids. Gene Ontology annotation, biological process: translational elongation. The record is from RefSeq and is a predicted model, not a curated record. Gene Ontology annotation, molecular function: GTP binding; GTPase activity; ribosome binding. Gene Ontology annotation, cellular component: cytosol; ribonucleoprotein complex. Lineage: Eukaryota; Metazoa; Arthropoda; Insecta; Lepidoptera; Gelechiidae. The transcript is spliced from 15 exons.
GAGGCCACAUCCGGCCCACGACCGAAAAGAAGGGCCUUUUUCAAGCGUACGCCAUUGCUGGCGUAUGGUAGUUUAUUUUAUUGAGGGAAAAAUCAAAAACCAUCCAAAAUGGUGAAUUUCACGGUAGACGAGAUUCGGGCGAUGAUGGACAAGAAGAGGAACAUCAGGAACAUGUCUGUGAUUGCCCACGUCGAUCACGGCAAGUCGACGCUAACCGACUCCUUGGUGUCGAAGGCUGGUAUCAUCGCGGGAGCGAGAGCCGGCGAAACUCGCUUCACCGAUACCAGGAAAGAUGAACAGGACAGAUGUAUCACCAUCAAGUCUACUGCUAUCUCUAUGUUCUUCGAACUUGAAGAGAAAGACUUGGUGUUCAUCACCAACCCCGACCAACGUGAGAAGAAUGAAAAGGGUUUCUUGAUCAACUUGAUUGACUCCCCCGGGCACGUUGACUUCUCUUCGGAAGUGACAGCCGCCCUCCGUGUAACUGACGGAGCUCUGGUCGUAGUAGACUGCGUCUCUGGUGUGUGCGUACAAACCGAGACCGUACUUCGUCAGGCCAUCGCCGAGCGUAUCAAGCCCAUCCUCUUCAUGAACAAGAUGGACCGCGCUCUACUCGAGCUGCAGUUGGAAGCUGAGGAGCUAUACCAGACCUUCCAGCGUAUUGUUGAAAAUGUGAACGUCAUCAUUGCCACCUACAAUGACGAUGGUGGUCCCAUGGGUGAGGUGCGUGUGGACCCCAGCAAGGGUUCCGUGGGCUUCGGCUCCGGUCUCCACGGCUGGGCGUUUACCCUGAAGCAGUUCUCCGAGAUGUACGCCGACAAGUUCAAGAUCGACCUUGUCAAGCUCAUGAACAGAUUGUGGGGAGAGAACUUCUUCAACCCCUCAACCAAGAAGUGGGCCAAGCAGAAGGACAGUGACAACAAGCGUUCGUUCUGCAUGUACGUGCUCGACCCCAUCUACAAGGUGUUCGACGCCAUCAUGAACUUCAAGAAGGAGGAGAUCGACUCCCUGCUCAAGAAACUCAACAUCACCAUUAAGCACGAGGACUCCGACAAGGACGGCAAGGCCCUUCUGAAGGUCGUCAUGCGCACGUGGCUGCCGGCCGGCGAAGCCCUGCUUCAGAUGAUUGCCAUCCAUCUACCCUCGCCCGUGGUCGCGCAGAAGUACCGUAUGGAGAUGCUGUACGAGGGACCUCACGACGAUGAGGCCGCUAUUGGCAUCAAGAGCUGCGACCCCGAAGCUCCCCUGAUGAUGUACGUGAGCAAGAUGGUGCCCACAUCCGACAAGGGACGUUUCUACGCUUUCGGCCGUGUAUUCUCAGGCAAGGUGGUGACUGGACAGAAGGCUCGCAUCAUGGGACCCAACUACCAGCCCGGCAAGAAGGAGGACCUGUACGAAAAGACCAUCCAGCGCACAAUCCUGAUGAUGGGUCGCUACGUGGAGGCCAUCGAGGACGUGCCGUCGGGCAAUAUCUGCGGGCUGGUCGGCGUCGACCAGUUCCUCGUCAAGACCGGCACCAUCACCACCUUCAAGAACGCCCACAACAUGAAGGUGAUGAAGUUCAGUGUAUCCCCCGUGGUGCGCGUGGCUGUGGAGCCUAAGAACCCCGCCGACCUGCCCAAGCUGGUAGAAGGCCUCAAGCGGUUGGCCAAGUCGGAUCCCAUGGUGCAGUGCAUCAACGAGGAGUCUGGCGAGCACAUCGUGGCUGGUGCUGGAGAGCUGCAUCUUGAGAUCUGUCUUAAGGACUUGGAAGAAGACCACGCGUGCAUUCCAAUCAAGAAAUCCGACCCCGUGGUGUCGUAUAGGGAGACAGUUAACGAGGAGUCCGACCAGAUGUGCCUUUCCAAGUCGCCCAACAAGCACAACCGUCUCUUCAUGAAGGCCCAGCCAUUGCCCGAGGGUCUGCCUGAGGACAUCGACGAGGGCCGCGUCAACCCCCGCGAUGACUUCAAGACCCGCGCGCGUUACCUGAACGACAAAUACAAGAUGGACGUGACCGAGGCGCGUAAGAUCUGGUGCUUCGGUCCCGAGGGCACCGGCCCCAACAUCCUGGUGGACUGCACGAAGGGAGUGCAGUACCUCAACGAGAUCAAGGACUCUGUCGUCGCCGGCUUCCAGUGGGCCGCGAAGGAGGGAGUCAUGGCAGAAGAGAACUUGCGAGGCGUCCGCUUCAACAUCUACGACGUCACGCUACACACGGACGCUAUCCACAGAGGAGGCGGUCAGAUCAUUCCAACGACGAGGAGAGUGUUGUACGCGUGUCUGUUGACCGCGCAGCCGCGUCUCAUGGAACCCGUCUACUUGUGCGAAAUCCAGUGCCCCGAAGUAGCUGUGGGCGGUAUCUACGGCGUGCUGAACAGGCGUCGUGGACACGUGUUCGAGGAGAGCCAAGUGGCCGGCACCCCCAUGUUCGUGGUGAAGGCGUACCUCCCCGUCAACGAGUCGUUUGGCUUCACCGCCGACCUGCGCUCCAACACCGGCGGGCAGGCCUUCCCUCAGUGCGUGUUCGACCACUGGCAGAUCCUGCCCGGAGACCCGUGCGAGGCCGGCUCCAAGCCCUACGUCGUCGUACAGGAGACGAGAAAAAGGAAAGGCUUGAAGGAGGGACUCCCCGACUUAACGCAAUACUUGGACAAAUUGUAAACGUCGUAGCUAAUGCAAUCCAUACUGUAAUAUGUGAAUAUUACGCGCGCCUCACGCACUAUAUUGUUUUUAUUUUGUAUAAUUACUCAACACACCGUGGAGCAUUAUGUUCGCCUUAAGUUUGUAAGUGCCCCAAGCUGAACACCAAUAAAUAAAAUAUUGCUGGCCGA